Molecule: messenger RNA, 705 nt
Organism: Mesocestoides corti
Lineage: Eukaryota; Metazoa; Platyhelminthes; Cestoda; Cyclophyllidea; Mesocestoididae
Source: the annotation of a GenBank genome assembly
AGAGAAUAUGUCGUAUUUGAGAAAUUUAGCUAUGGCCGCCGAUUUAUUAGCAGCCACAGAAGUGGGAUAAUUACUGUUCCAAAUAUUUUGACCGCAUUACGAAUUGCUGCAACCCCUGUUAUAGUUUCCUUAAUCAUCAGACAAGACCUCCUUUUAGCUGCUGGACUGACCGUGUUGGCAGGAAUAUCCGAUGUUGCUGAUGGUUAUAUUGCACGCCGCUUUCCGUCUCAAAAGUCGGUUUUGGGUUCUUACCUAGACCCUGUUGCUGAUAAACUUUUUGUUUCGUUGCUUGGUGCAUCAUUAGCAUAUACUGGCCUAUUUCCAGGUUCUAUUUGUACUGUUAACAUUUGUUUAGUGAGCUUAUUCGCGUUGUUCCUCACACGAGACGUACUUCUGUUGGCCGGUGCAUCGUACGUGCGCUUUAUUUCUUUGCGACCACCGAGAAGCCUGGGUUCUGUGGUUUACCCCAAAGAACCGGUGAUCGAAAUGAAGCCUACCGCCUGUAGCAAGCUGAACACGGCCGUCCAAAUUACAACCGUGCUAAGUAGUUUAAUGGCACCUACCCUGGACCUGUCAAACUGUACCGCAAUUCAAGCAAUGUGGCUUCUGGCUGCCUGUACUACAAUGUACUCUGGUGCGGACUACGCUCGACGCUUCUCGGCUGUCUACAAUGAGGCACUCAGAAUGUCUUCUUCUAAGCUUUAG